Hipposideros armiger (great roundleaf bat) is the source of this 772-nucleotide messenger RNA. RefSeq names its product peroxiredoxin 1 (gene PRDX1). The transcript is spliced from 5 exons. Gene Ontology annotation, molecular function: thioredoxin peroxidase activity. The coding region runs from base 1 to 531 and encodes 176 amino acids. Gene Ontology annotation, cellular component: cytosol. NCBI's taxonomy places the organism in Eukaryota, Metazoa, Chordata, Mammalia, Chiroptera, Hipposideridae. Gene Ontology annotation, biological process: hydrogen peroxide catabolic process; leukocyte activation; cellular response to stress. The record is from RefSeq and is a predicted model, not a curated record.
AUGAGAGCAGAUUCUUUUUUUCCACCAGGAAAAUAUGUUGUGUUCUUCUUUUACCCUCUUGACUUUACCUUUGUGUGCCCCACGGAGAUCAUUGCUUUCAGUGAUAGGGCAGAAGAAUUUAAGAAACUCAACNGGCACCCAAGCCCGCCCCCAGAAAGGGAAAUAGCUGAGUCAUUCCCGCUACGCUGUAGGAUUAACACACCCAAGAAACAAGGAGGACUGGGACCCAUGAACAUUCCCUUGGUGUCAGACCCCAAGCGCACCAUUGCUCAGGACUAUGGGGUCUUAAAGGCUGAUGAAGGCAUCUCAUUCAGGGGCCUCUUUAUUAUUGAUGAUAAAGGUAUCCUUCGGCAGAUCACUGUAAAUGACCUUCCUGUUGGCCGCUCCGUGGAUGAGACUCUGAGACUAGUUCAGGCCUUCCAGUUCACUGACAAACAUGGGGAAGUGUGCCCAGCUGGUUGGAAGCCUGGCAGUGAUACCAUCAAGCCUGAUGUCCAGAAGAGCAAAGAAUAUUUCUCUAAGCAGAAAUGAGUGCUGGGCUAGCAGAUAGCCCUGAGAACAAAACCUCUUUUGUACUAUUGUCAUACUUAAAACACAAGUCCUUAGAUUUAGCCCAGAUGUGGUGUGGGAUAGGACAGGCCUUUAUUCUUCUGGAAGAAAAGGCCUGAACUUUGCUAUGAGGUAGACCAACUGAUGUGUACAGUAGUGGGGCAUCACUUUUGAUCUUUUGUAGUUUCUAUUAAACGAACUGAGACCUUGUUUCUUCAUUUUA